Molecule: messenger RNA, 2199 nt
Organism: Epithele typhae
Lineage: Eukaryota; Fungi; Basidiomycota; Agaricomycetes; Polyporales; Epitheliaceae
Exons: 18
Coding region: 1-2199 (732 amino acids)
Source: RefSeq, a predicted model, not a curated record
AUGUCGCUGCUCGCUGCGAUCGUGGCGAACGACCUGUCCGGCUCAGUUCGAAGCUUGUACUUGUUCGUGCUGCCGCUGUAUGUCAUGGCGGUGGUGUCCUCGGCCCUGUUCGGGUUUACGACCGCGGUGGCGCUAUGGUGCAUUUACACUCUCGUAAACCGAGGCUUCAAGGAGCGAUCGAUUCAGAUCCUCCUUCUCACCACCUGCGCACUGUACGGAUCGACACUUGGGUUCUUCGUCUGCGCGACUGUCUACGUCUUCAUGGUCAACCACCUCGACUUCGCGGUCACGAACGACCUCGUCCGCUGCAACCCGUUCCAGAGCACAUGCGCUAACUCGCCCAACCAUUCCGACCUCUCCAGCAUCGUGUACAAGAUGGGGCUCGCGAUGACCGCGACGCUCAUGAUCAAUAUCACGAUCAGCGACUGCAUCGUCUGGUGGCGCGCGCUCGCCGUCUGGGGGUACAACCGCAUCGUGCUCGCCGUCGGCGCCGUCCUCAUCGUCUCCACCUUCGCGCUCGCGGUCACCAGCACCGCGCACUCGACCCCCGUCCUCCUGAAGGCGGGGCAGGUGGAGACGUACGUGCAGUACACGACGUUCUUCGUGGGCGACACCGCGGGGCUCGCCGCCGUCGUCCUCUCGCUGGUGACGAACGUGCUCGCGACGGCGCUGCUCUCGUAUAAGGCGUGGGAGCACUGGCUGCUCGUGAAGGACUACAUGGCGGAGAUGUACUCGACGCAGAGCGCGCUCGGGGCGCUGAUGCUACUGGUGGAAUCCGGGGGCGCGUACUGCAUCGUCUGGAUGCUGAUCGUCAUCGUGUACGGCGCGCUGCACGCGCGCGCGACGGAGCUCACCCCCAGCGCCGUCAGCGCGAUCUACAUCCUGCUCUUCUUCGUGCAGUCGAGCCUCGUGCCCGUAAUCGCGCUGUAUCCGAUGGUCUUGAUCAUCAUCUUCGCCAUCCGACGGUCGGCGGUCGACAAGCGUAAGCACCUCGUACGAGACGUCUGUCAGCUGAACCCGACGCGAGGCCGCGAGGACGUGCUGGCGCUCCGGUCGUGUUUCCUCGAGACUGACACCCGGUGCUCCGAGGCCAGUACUCACACUACCGAGGAACGCCGCACGACCCAGUUGAAAAGUCAAGCGGCAGGGCCCGCCCUAUCUUCUACGCUUUUUGGCGCCGCGACCGUCAUCACUGUGAUGGCGAUUUAUACGCUGCUUCGACGCGGCUUUCAGAACCGUCCGGUCAAAAUCCUUCUCGCGGCGACGUCCUUGCUGUACACCUCUACGUGCAUCCACUUCGUCUGCUGGAUCAGCGCACUGUUUCAAAGCAGCCACUAUAUUGUGCCCCGGAUCAACUUCUCAGGACCGUCUCCAGACUCACAAGAUGCGGGCGAAUUUCCCGCAUCUAUGAACGCCAUGUUUGUGGCCACUAUUGCUUCGCUAGCCGUCAAUAUGACGGUCAGCGACUCCAUCGUCUGGUGGAGGGUUCUCGCCGUCUGGGACUACCAGAGGCCAGUGUGGGCCGUCGGCGCUGUCUUGGUCGUCGCUACCUUUGUCACCGGACUCCUCUCAACCACACAUAGUAUCGUGACGACGUGCGGCGACAUCGUUCAGCCCAUCGUUAUCGGGUUUAUUUCCGGGACAGCCGCCGUCUUCUUGACGAUGGCGACGAACCUGGCAGCCACGUCGCUCAUCGCGUUCAAAGCUUGGCAACAUCGUGCGUUCGUCAGCCACCUCAUCGCCGGCACGGGCGGACGUUCGCGUGCGCUCGGCGCGCUCAUGCUGCUCGCCGAGUGCGGGGUCGUGUACAGCGCGCUGUGGCUCUCCAUCGGCGUCGUCUACGCGAUCCUGCUCGCGCAGGUCUCGGCCGGGGUCGACUUUUUUUCUCCGAGCCGGUCCGCGCCGCUCUACUUCUCGACCAACGUCUUCGUCCAGUCUUGCCUCCCUCCUCUCGUGGCCAUGUAUCCGAUGUCGAUCGUGGUCCUCUUCACGAUGAAGCGCUCGGUGCUCGAACAGGCCGGAGACCACGCGUCCAUGAGGCUGAACAGCAUCAGCUCGGAGUACGGGAUAAACCCCGCGAAGAGCGAACUCAGGGCCGCAGAAACAGGGAGGAUCUCAGCGACAGAGGACGCGUCGUUGCCGCAAACGCGCAUCGGUUCGGUCUCGGACAAAGCGUCGUCAUAUUCCAAUCCUUGCUAA